AGGUUCACUGCUCCCCUCGACGAUCCUCCACUCUAGGAAGCAAUCUAGCUAGCUAUCAAGGCGCCUAGCCAUGUCCAACCCGUACACCUUCCUCAGGCCUCAUAUAGAUCGUCCUUUCUUCCCCUUCCACAGAAGCCUAGUCUCUCCAUCCUCUCCCCCAAAACAAGCACUCCCUCUCCUAAGCCUUCUCCCUUCGAGCCAUGAUCACAGCAAGAUCCUUGGUUGUGGGUAUGCCGGUGAUGAUCAUCAUCAUCAACUUAAGAAGGAAGAUGAGGAUGUGAACAUCUCACUCCAAAUUGGGCCGCCGAAUCCGAACCCCGCGCCUAAUCUUUUGAGUACUGUGAGUGAUGGUGGUUGCGAUGAUGCAACAGGAACAACACAGGAUCAGUGUGUUGGUGGCGAUCACAGCAGGGCGGACGAGCAGGAGGAAGAGGAAGACGACGAUGAUGAUGCCGCCGGUGAUGGUCUUUGUUCGGAGUACUUUGCCGCUGGUAAGCUUACCAAGGGCAAGUAUUGGAUCCCUACCCCCGCUCAGAUCCUCAUUGGGCCCACUCACUUCGCCUGCCCGGUGUGCUGCAAGACCUUCAGCAGAUACAACAACCUGCAGAUGCACAUGUGGGGACACGGUUCGCAGUACCGCCGCGGGCCUGACUCCCUCCGCGGCACGCAGCCGGCGGCGAUGCUCCGGCUGCCGUGCUUCUGCUGCGCGCCGGGGUGCCGGAGCCACGUGGACCACCCGCGGGCGCGGCCGCUCAAGGACUUCCGGACGCUGCAGACGCACUACAAGCGCAGGCACUGUGCCAAGCCAUUCCUCUGCCGCAAGUGCGGCAAGGCGCUCGCCGUGCGCGGCGACUGGCGAACGCACGAGAAGAACUGCGGCCGCCGGUGGCACUGCACCUGCGGCUCUGACUUCAAGCACAAGCGCUCGCUCAAGGAUCACAUUCGGGCCUUCGGGCAGGACCACGUCGAGCGGCCGCCCGCCGCCAAAAUGUGACCGUCGAGAGCCACGGACGAUAAAUAUGCAUGGCCAAACGGCCUGCCAGUGAUUAUACGAUUGCUUGUGCAAUAUUAGGGGACCGAUUGAUUUGGGUAUCCAUGGUAUUCUCCUUCGCAUAAUAAGCAUUACUAUGUUACUAGCUGCUAGCUGAACUCAGUUUGAUUAUUACACUUUUUUUUUAACUAUUUUGUUCUUAUUCAAGUGCUAUGUGCGUAUUUUAGCGUGUUAAUCGUAGACUUGUAAGUUAUGGCAACUUAAUUUGUUCAGUAAUAUUCUUA
Messenger RNA from Triticum urartu, 1275 nucleotides. RefSeq names its product zinc finger protein WIP5. Gene Ontology annotation, molecular function: DNA-binding transcription factor activity. Gene Ontology annotation, cellular component: nucleus. Lineage: Eukaryota; Viridiplantae; Streptophyta; Magnoliopsida; Poales; Poaceae. The record is from RefSeq and is a predicted model, not a curated record. Gene Ontology annotation, biological process: regulation of gene expression; anatomical structure development.